Messenger RNA from Schistosoma margrebowiei, 300 nucleotides. NCBI's taxonomy places the organism in Eukaryota, Metazoa, Platyhelminthes, Trematoda, Strigeidida, Schistosomatidae. The record is from the annotation of a GenBank genome assembly.
AUGAAAAUGGCAAACAACCUGAGUAACUGUUAUGCAAAAUUGAUGAGCGGUGACAAUUUUCCUUACCUGCUUGCUUGUUUUAAACCUCACGGAAACAUUUCCGUAAGACCAGUAAGUAGCACAAAGCCAUUAGGAAAGCUGGAUAUGGACCUCAACCGAUCUAUUAUCAGUGAAAUGACUUGGGUUAAACUGGUUACUUCAAGUGGUGUUGAUCAGGACUGUCCGCUUUUCCCAUUUUUAGUUGACUUUGUCGUAGAGAUGACACUUCCAUCCGAAUUUGAAGGGUUCAUCUCCCACUAG